Messenger RNA from Fomitopsis serialis, 930 nucleotides. Its product is annotated as sure-like protein. Gene Ontology annotation, molecular function: nucleotidase activity. The record is from RefSeq and is a predicted model, not a curated record. NCBI's taxonomy places the organism in Eukaryota, Fungi, Basidiomycota, Agaricomycetes, Polyporales, Fomitopsidaceae. The coding region runs from base 1 to 930 and encodes 309 amino acids. The transcript is spliced from 6 exons.
AUGCUCCACUCACAGGUACUUGUAGCGCUGGUUUCACUCGCCACUUCCUUUGCCGCUGCAAGCGCGCAGAACCUGGUCAUUUCCAAUGACGACGGGUGGGCGACUGCACAGAUUCGUGCCCAGUUCGAUGCGCUGACUGGCGCAGGGUAUGACGUCGUAUUGUCUGCACCUGCAAUCAAUCAGUCAGGGAAGGGCUCGCAGACGACGACACCUCAAGUACUUACCGAGCCAUGCCAGUUCGAUACUUGCCCUGUCGGGUCGCCGCCGUUUGGUUUCAAUGCCAGUGACCCUCGUUUGAAUUACGUGAACGCGUACCCGGUCGACGCAGCAAACUACGGAAUCAACGUGCUCUCUCUGAGUCCGCAGCACUUCGGUGCUAGGCCGGAUUUCCUUGUGAGCGGUCCUAACAUCGGACCUAACGUCGAUAUCCUGACGCAAUACUCGGGCACUGUGGGAGCUGCAUCCGCUGCCUCGUUGCAAGGCGUCCCAGCGACGGCCUUCUCAGGUGUCAGCGGGGCACAAGUGUCCUACACCACUCUCACCUCGGAGCCAGACGCGAACUCUACGCUCGCCGCCCGCAUCUACUCCCAGCUGACGGUGUACUUCGUCGACACGCUCCUCGGCUCCUGUGGCCCGUCUGUCCUACCCCCUGCCGUAAUAGUGAACGUCAAUUACCCCUCGGUUACGGAUUGCGAUGAUCCGAGCGACUACAAGUGGGUUUUUGCGCGCAACCGGAAGAACGACACCGUGGUCGAUGUGCAGACCUGCGGAAGCGAUCACUUACCGAGCGAGGUGGAGGUGAUCCUGAGCGAGGGGUGCUACGCUAGCGUGUCGGCCAUCAGUGCUCAGACGAAGACGGAUGUGGAUGCAGCAACACAGGGCGUAGUCAUGCAGAAGCUGUUGGGAUUGCCUUUUAGUUGCUUGAACUGA